AUCAUUCACAGAUUUUCUUUUUUUAGAAUUUUAUGUAUACAUAUUUUUAAAAUUUGCUUGAGAGGUUGGUACAAACUGUGAAGGAGGAUAAUAAAAGGUUAUUGCUAAAGCUCAAGAAUCGAAUGGAGGGAUAAAUAUUAGAUUUUGAAUUGAGUUUUGUUUGUUGUUUGUUUUUUGGUUUGUUUGAUUAAUUGAGUAAAUUUUUUGUGUUUUUGGGGUUGGCACUGAUUGAGUAAUUCACAUGGAGAUUCCUAAAUUCAUAACCUGCUUACUUGGUUUGCAAGGAGGGCUUCCUGGUUUACAAGCAUUCACAAACUCGGCAAAGCUUGUUGAUUUGCUUUUCUAAAAUUUAUACUCCUAACAAAUUUUUUUCAUCUCUUACUAAAUUAUUAAGGUUAAAUACUUACAGAUAUAAUGUAGGUUGUAUAUUCAUAUACUUACUGGUUAGACCUGUAUGUUGGCAGGCUGGAUUCAUAUAUGUAAAGAGAAUCUUGUAGUACAACCUUUUUUUUUAUGUUAUGCAUCCCAUCAAACGAGAGAUUGUAUUACCUUGAAUAUAAAUUUCUAUAAGACAGAAACUUAACAAUUGUACUAAUAUUUUUUUUGGCCUUUUUUGUUGUCUUUAUUUGAUGAACUGUCAUCAAUGGCUGCUCAAUUUGUUUGCUUUGAAAAGGUAAAAAUAUCUUGGUAUUGCUACUUCUAUGACUCUUUUCUGGGGAUUCACUUUUUGCCUCUGCUAUGCAGUUCAAGCUGUAAAUAUCUUUCUUGUCAUGGAGAUAGUAUGAAACACAAAAUCUUCCUAUAUGCUGAAAUAAUCAAUCAUGUUUUGCUUUUGCAGGAAUGGAGAUGAUCUGUCAUAAAGGUGUAUGGAAAUUAAGACAAGGAUUUCGGAAGAUCUGCCAGAUAGAAGUACCUUGGGAAUUGGUAGAAAUCCUGAAUGUGGAACAUUGUCGGGUUGUUACAAUGCCAGACAACACGGAUCCUAGCAACAAGGUGCGAAUUAUUGAAUUUGUCGGGUUGUUACAAUGCCAGACAACACUGAUCUUACCAACAAGGUUGCUAGAUUACUUUACACAAACUCUGGGGUUGGCUUAUUAACCCUAGCAUCAAAUGUCGUUCAAAGGCUGUGGAAAUGGAGCCGUAGUGAGCAAAAUCCAACUGGCAAGGCCACUGCCAGUGUUGUACCACAACAUUGGCAACCAAAUAGUGGUCUGCUUAUGACAAAUGAUGUCUCAGAUACUAAGCCUGAGGAUGUUGUCCCUUGUAUAGCUCUCUCAAAGAAUGAUUCAUAUGUAAUGUCUGCAUGUGGCGGAAAGGUCUCAUUAUUUAAUAUGAUGACGUUUAAGGUAAGUUUUACCACAUUUUGCAUAAAGGAACAUGCAAUCUUGUUAAUUAUGUUUCCUCAUUACCUUUCAAGGCAUCUGUCUCUGCAGGUAAUGACGACAUUCAUGCCACCACCAGCAGCUUCAACGUUUUUAGCGUUCCAUCCUCAAGACAACAACAUUAUAGCAAUUGGUAUGGAAGAUUCCACCAUCCACAUAUACAAUGUGAGGGUGGAUGAGGUUAAAACAAAACUGAAUGGCCAUCAGAAAUGCAUAAGUGGAUUGGCUUUUUCCAACAACUUAAAUAUCCUGGUAUCUUUAGGUGCUGAUGCUCAGGAGGUAAAAGAAUACCCUUCUAUGUGCAGCAAGCUUUCUGAUCAAAGUGAAUGUGAUAAUAGGGUGGUGGUUGAUGGAAACCUGAUCACAAACAGAAGGCCAGAGACUUCCAUAGAGUUUGUGCAGGCCAUAGUAGAUAAGUUCUUUGGCUACAAAAAAGCCCUCGAUCUUGCAAGAAGCCUGGUUUUUGUCUAAUGAGCUAAUAAUAGCCCUGUGGUGGAGAGCUGGGCAUAAGGAUGUAAUCAGUAGUUUCUGUAUAAACUAAGUUGCAACGACCCACAAUCUGUUGCAGUUUUUGUACGAGUAUUGUGCGUUCAAUCGGUUUAAGUCGUCUGUGAUUGUACUUAAACCAUCGGUUCAAAUACAUGAUGAAGUAAUGUUACAGUAAGACUAUAAGAAAAUGUCACCAUGUAUGUAUACUAUCUAAAUGAUGGGUUUCUGCCAUUUCUGUCAUUAG
Asparagus officinalis (garden asparagus) is the source of this 2115-nucleotide messenger RNA. RefSeq names its product protein TPR1-like. The record is from RefSeq and is a predicted model, not a curated record. Gene Ontology annotation, biological process: regulation of DNA-templated transcription. Bases 1026 to 1853 code for a protein of 275 amino acids. NCBI's taxonomy places the organism in Eukaryota, Viridiplantae, Streptophyta, Magnoliopsida, Asparagales, Asparagaceae. The transcript is spliced from 6 exons. Gene Ontology annotation, molecular function: protein binding.